AUGAAAGAAGAGAAGAGAGAAGUGAAAGAAGGUGGUGAUACAAAGGUCACCUCGAAACAUUCUGUUGUUGUUCUUAUUGUGACUUAUGGCACUUUUCAAGCCUACAGACAGUUAUCUGUCAAGCCACAUGCCUCAACUCUCCCAAGGGUAACAUUCAGCCAACCACAAGUUCGGGCAGAAGAGGGGUCAUUUGCUCAACUACCAUGUGUAGCUCAAGGAAAUCCACCUCCCACUUAUAGAUGGAUGAAGGAUACAAAUGGUAUUUUGAAGUCAAUAGAAGAGAACGGGCGGAUUUGGGUGAAUCAAGGCACUUUAAAUAUCAAGAAGGUUCAGAGUUCGGAUGGUGGGAAGUAUCAGUGCAUCGUACGAAACAGUAUUGGAGAGAGACGUAUCGAGAGUGUUCUGGUUGUAACAGCACCCUUGAUUGUGAACAUACGACCUCCCCGCCAAGUGUUAAACAUUGGUCAAGAGGCGACAUUCAACUGCAAUGUCACUGGAUAUCCAGUGCACACCAUCAACUGGAAGAAGGAUCAGCGCCAAUUGGCAUCUUCUAGCCGGGUGCGUUUGCUGUCCCGUGACGUGCUUCAUAUCACUUCCGUGCGCCGAGAUGACAGAGGAAUGUAUCAGUGCUUCGUCUACAAUGACCUGGACGCAGCUCAAGGAACAGCUGAACUGAAAAUAUCAGAUGUACCACCAACGCUGAUAUCUGCAUUUCCCGAACACACAGCCCAUACCGGCGACUCCAUCAGUUUGAAAUGUGUUACCACAGGAAAUCCGAUCCCUCGGAUCACAUGGCAUCUGGAUGAUAUACCGAUUGAUCAAGGGCCUCGUAUGACAGCAGUGGACAGGAUCGGCGACCUUGGUCAUGUGACAGGCAUUCUCAACAUCACUGAAGUGAGGGUUGAAGAUAGUGGUGAAUAUAGGUGCCAAGGUGAGAACGACGUCGGGACGACUUUCCAUGCCGCUCGUCUCAAUGUCUAUGGACCGCCUUUUGUCCGAGCCAUGAGGAAUGUAACAGCAGUGUCUGGAGAAGAUUUGACCAUUCGUUGCCCAUAUGGAGGUUACCCCAUCAAAGGAAUUAGAUGGUUUAAGAAUGAUGUUCUUCUGCCAUUGAACCACAGACAGAAAGUGAAUCACGGAGGCACUCUAACCAUUCAAGGUGUCCAGAGAGCGGCAGACAAAGGGGAAUAUAGCUGCUCUGUAAAAAACAGCGAAGGCCAGAUGGCAACUGGUGUUACAUAUGUUUCCGUUGUAGUUCCACCAGUGAUUGACGCUCAUUACUUCAGAGAAAGCAUUACAAUUGAUGAGGACACUCGAACUAAACUGAUGUGUGUCGUCACCAGAGGUGACCCGCCCAUGCGAUUUCAUUGGUUGAAAAACGGGCAAACUUUCUUGGCCCACGGUGAUACGACAGUGCAGACAUUCGAAGAUACUUCUAUCGUGACAUUCAAGAAGGUUGCGUCCAGUGACCGAGGUCAAUAUACCUGUGUUGCCACCAACAUCGCAGCAUCGAAUAACAGGACAAUGCAGCUUAUAGUAAAUGUUGCUCCACAGUGGACUGUUGAACCAAAGAAUGCUUCCGUAAUUCUGGGUCAGAGAGUAUGGAUAGAUUGUGCUGCUGUUGGUUUUCCAGCACCUAGUAUAUUAUGGAAAAAACUUCUCCACACAGAGAGUAGCAGUGGAGAUUUCACGUACGUCCAUUCCAAUCCACGAGCCCAUCGCUUCAACAACGGAACUCUGGUUUUGUCUGACGUCGAGGAAUCCGAUGCGGGAUCCUAUUUGUGCCAGGCUACAAACGGCAUUGCUGCAGGACUUAGCAAAAUAAUUACCUUGCAAGUCUUGGUACCUCCGAAGUUCAAAGAACCGUUCCAGACUAAAACUGUGACAGAAGAGUCCAACACAACCCUAAGAUGCAUAGCUACAGGACAUGGGCCAAUUGUCAUCACUUGGCAAAAGGAUAAAUCUCUGAUUGACAUCAACAGACGUGGAAGAUUUUCAAUCAGAGACAUAGCAGAUUCUCGCCAGACGAUAUCGGAAUUGCAAAUUUUGAAAACUCAUCGAAGUGAUACAGGAACGUACAGCUGCUCUGCAGUCAGCGAUAUAGGCACGGAUGAAGCGACUAUACAAUACAUUGUCCAAGGGAGACCUGAUCCGCCAACUGACAUUAAUGUGGUAAAUAUCACUAGUCGAUCAAUUACAUUGCAAUGGGAAGUGAAGCAUGAUGGGAAUAGUCAUGUGACUGGUAGCGUCGUACAAUACCAGUCAAUAUCAGACUCCAGCUGGAAUGGUCAGACUUCCCAGCUGAUUGUGUCCGGUUCAGACAACAUGGCAACCUUGAGAGCCCUGUCUCCAGUCACCCUGUACUUUAUCCGAAUAGUGGCUGAAAACUCACUUGGACACAGUGCUCCCAGUGAAGUCAUCAAUGUGACCACGACUGAAGAAGCUCCUUCUGGUGCGCCUAGAGAUGUGCAAGUUCACUCAACUGGUGCCCAAUCAAUGAAAGUUUCUUGGAAGCCUCCUCCAGAUGACGCCACUAAUGGAGUCAUCAAAGGUUACUAUAUCGGUUAUCGAAUUUCAUCCACUUCCGAACCUUACACCUUCAAACAAGUGGAACGGACGAAUGAAGGCCAGCAAUCCACCUAUAUAACUGGACUACAACCUUUCACUAAAUACGACAUCGUCGUCAGAGCGUUUAACUCAGCUGGUGCUGGUCCAAAAUCUGCCAAGAUUACGGGAAAAACCCUAGAAACUGCUCCUCCAACUUCUCCAGUAGUGCAAAUCGUUGGUUCAACCAAAAAUUCAAUCGACAUUAAAUGGGAAAAAGACCCGAAAGAUAAAUCGGCUAUCACAGAAUAUACUUUACAUUACAAAACGGAUGAUGGCAACUGGCAACACGAAAGACUGAGCAGCGACGCAGACAAGCAUACGUUGAAAAAUCUCCGCUGUGGCACGAGAUAUCAUUUGUACAUGACAGCCUCCAACAGUUUAGGAACCGGGGAACCCAGUGAAGCUGUUCCAGCGCGUACUAAAGGAGCAGCACCCAUGUCACCACAUCAAUCAGCAUUUAUUCAACGAAACAGCACUUCGGUGACCUUGAACUUCGGCGCGUGGCAGAGCGGAGGUUGCCCAAUUCAUCGCUUCGUCGUCCAGUAUCGUCCCAAGUACCAAAAUCAAUGGAUCACCAUUCCAGACAAAUUUGAUAUGCCAAGGGAUACUUACGUGGUCAGAACCCUCUCGCCGGACCGAGAGUACGUUGUCAUGGUGACGGCUCAUAGCGAAGCUGGACUCACUCAAGAGGAGUAUUCCUUUAGAACACUUCAUGCAUCUCUAGCAGGUCCGACUUCAUCACCAGCAUACGGAAAACGAGAAACUGAUUUACCUUUCUACAAGAACAUAGCCCUGGUCAUUCCAGUAGUGGUGUCAUCUCUGGUUUUAGUGUUGGUCAUCUUCAUAGUAGCUGUUUGUCUUAGGAAACAUUCCCAGGACAGAAGAGAAUACGAAAUGCGAAAGCCUUGCGGUGAUUCUCUUAUGAUGAGCGAUCUUGGUAAACAAGUUACAGAAAAACCUUCAAAAGUGUCUCAUUAUUCUUGCCCAUCAGGAAACAAAGGAGAUUAUGCUGAACCUUAUACUUGCAUUGAAUCCAUACCUCCCAAACAAAGAUCAGAUGGAUUGUUUGCUACCAUCAAAAGAUGUCCCACAAGACCUAUUUACAUGUCUGCAUCUUAUAAACAGGGCCCAGAAACCACCCAGCAAAUGUCGCCCCAUGAUUCUGCAGCAAAUUUGGAUGCCAAUAACUCUGACCGAUGGCGAAACGAAGCCGGCAGCGGACACAAGCCCCUGCGAUGACAGUGCAUCACAUCGUCCAAUGACAAUUUCUCUGCGUCAUUCUGUACAUUGCCAUUGAGGGAAACUGUGAUUUGACAGCUUGGGAUUUCUGCUCACAAC
This is a messenger RNA of Argiope bruennichi, 3945 nucleotides long. Its product is annotated as cell adhesion molecule DSCAM-like. The transcript is spliced from 23 exons. Gene Ontology annotation, biological process: homophilic cell-cell adhesion; axon guidance; dendrite self-avoidance. The coding region runs from base 1 to 3846 and encodes 1281 amino acids. Gene Ontology annotation, cellular component: plasma membrane; axon. Gene Ontology annotation, molecular function: cell-cell adhesion mediator activity. Lineage: Eukaryota; Metazoa; Arthropoda; Arachnida; Araneae; Araneidae. The record is from RefSeq and is a predicted model, not a curated record.